Messenger RNA from Symbiodinium sp. CCMP2456, 1734 nucleotides. NCBI's taxonomy places the organism in Eukaryota, Dinophyceae, Suessiales, Symbiodiniaceae. The record is from the annotation of a GenBank genome assembly.
AUGGGAUGUACGCAAAGCGCAGUCCCACGUCGCCAGGCGCUUCAGGCGAGGCGAAGCGAAGUACCGACAGAUGAGCUGGCGCAGCUGGUGCAUUUCGGGGCAUGGAUGCUGGAGGAGGGCGCCAGGAAAGACCUGGUUUUUGUGUUGCUUCUGAUCGCGGGAGCCCGAAGCACCAUCAGCUCGGCAUUGAUGACCCGUUUUGCCAACGCCUUCCGCAAAGCACGGGAUGACUAUGUGGUGAAUCACACAGACCAGACUCCCUCAGGUGACGGGGAGGCCGCGGAUCAGCAGCGAUUUGCGGCUCUCCAACAGGUUGCCAAACUUCAGCUGAAGAGGCACUGGAAGCGCUACCGGAAAGUAGGGGAGGAGAAGAGCUUCCGGAAACUCCGGGUGGAGCUGCCAAAAAGCAAACCGUCACGAGACUUCAAAAUCAUGCAGAAGAUGAAGUCCAGCGCGAGUGUGGUUGAGGGGAUACUCGGACGAGAUGGCCGAACAAUGUCGGACCUGGAGGACAUCACCCUCGAAUGCGAGAGCAUAGUUUGCUGCUUUGGAGAAGCAGCGAGUCCUGCAGAGCGGGUGGUCACGUCGCUCCCCAUGAUCAUCCAGGCAGUGCACCAUGUCGAAGAAGCACUGGCCCCGCUGCUGUCGGCCGUGGAGGAUGUCUUUGGGAGUGAGCCCUUCCUUGGGCCUGGGGAGGUGGAAAGGUGCUCCUACGAGAUCCCGGCGGGCGGUUGCGCUUUCUGCACGGAAAGUCCGGGAGACGUCUGCUUGCCGUUCCAGGCAUUUGGCGUGAGCCUCCUGCAUGGCAUGUGCCAGGGUCGAGCCGGCGUGACUCCAGACGUCUUACUGGAGGAGUUGGGGGAUCCGGCGCAGCCGAUUCGCAUUCUCAGUACGAACAGCAAGUCUGGGGAGAUGUUUUUCAUCUCCCAAUCGGGGAAGUUCAUCAUCAAGAGCAUCUCGGAUGCCGAGGGGAAAGGGCUGGAGGCAAUUCUUCCGAGCUACGUCAGCCACCUUGCCGGAGAGGAAGGCUCCAUUCUCGGGCUCUAUGUCGGGCUGUAUCGAAUUGACAUGGGCUCUGGGUUGGGGCAGCGCUACUUCACCAUCAUGCGCUCGGUCUUUGACUCGCCAGUGCAGAUGAGCCGGAUGUACGACCUCAAGGGCUCCACCCACAACCGCAGGGUGAAGGAUGAUUCCGAGAAAGUUCGCAAGGACGAAGAUUGGAUCUCGGAUGCAUGUCGCUUGGCCGUGUCCCCCGAGGAUGCUGCCAGCCUGGAGAAGAUGCAUGGAAGAGACACCGCUUUCCUCAGCGAGUUCUCGAUUAUCGACUUCUCGGUGCUGAUUGGAAUCGCGGAGAUCCAGGAGUCCGAUGAGAUUCCACCCCAUGCCUGGCAGAGCGUGGACAAGUCGCAGUGUUACUUCAUCGGCAUUGUCGACGUGCUGAUUGAGUAUGGGCUCCGGAAGCGACUCGAGCAUUUGCUCCACACCGUGAAAGGUGUGGGCCAGACCGCGAGCGUCACGGACCCUAACAGCUAUGCCAAGCGCCAGCGUCGAUUCUUCCGCGAGCACGUCCUCCCCGUCUGUGACGAGGUGGUGAUCGACCGGUCGGAGCAAGUACAACGAUAUGAGCGCGAGGUGGCUUCCCCGCCCCGUUCCUCGGUGACUGCUCCGGCCCUGGAGAAAGUCGAGGAGACGGCAACAGACCAGGGGCGGCGGAUGUCGACCGUGGGCUUUUAG